This is a messenger RNA of Strigops habroptila (Kakapo), 3164 nucleotides long. RefSeq names its product aconitate decarboxylase 1 (gene ACOD1). The transcript is spliced from 3 exons. The coding region runs from base 625 to 2094 and encodes 489 amino acids. Gene Ontology annotation, molecular function: lyase activity. The record is from RefSeq and is a predicted model, not a curated record. Lineage: Eukaryota; Metazoa; Chordata; Aves; Psittaciformes; Psittacidae.
GCAAGCACAGAUAAUUAAGAAUUUUUCCUUUAUUUCACCUAUGAGAUUUUAUUAAAAACAUCAGCAAAGUAAAUAUCAUCACCAACUUUCAGAAAUAAGAUGACUGUUAACGGGAUGGAGAGUUAGCAGUGGGUUACUUCCCAAAAUAUAAUUGUUCUCUGGGGUACAUUGGUCAUGUUUCUCCUCCAGUCCUGCUCUCCUUAAACUACAGCAGUACUUGACAUUGAGGAGAAGCCUUCCCAACAGAGGAGCACAUGAGGAGGAAUUUAACCUACCAAUUUUAUUAGUCAGACUUGCCCAGUUGGACUCAGGCUUCAGAGCUCUGUGAGUCCCUUUGCACAGAGAUCGCCGCUUCCCAAACUGCAGGGAUUUUGUUUUAUUUAAUUCUAUAAUAUCUCUUUAUUGGCUACAAAGAUCUGCAGAGCAAAAGGAAAGGGGCUUGAGGCUACUUGCACCAGGAGGCUGUAUAUCAUUUACUCAGGGUCUUAUUAAAAGUAGAAAACCAGAACCUUUAGCUGGAGAUCUUCCCCAACAAGAUGAUGACAGUAUUGAGACAACUGCCGAUAGGCUGUGGGAAGGGAUACCAGUGGCCAGAUUGUGUGAAGGUAUUGAGUGGCCAGGUGCAUGGUGUUGGUCUGGCCCCUGAGGUCUGUUUGGGUGGAAAGGGACAUAAGCCAACAGGAAAGCGAGUUCUUUUCAUACUUUCUGAAAGAACAGUAUUUUUCUCAUAAAAGGGAACGUUUGGGUCCCAAGAGGGUAUGGUCUGAUCUCAGUGACAUUAGAGAUACAGCACACAUUUAUCCUUGGGUUCAGGACUUCGAAUUAAUUUAUGUCAAUUUGUUUCAGAUCUACAGGUCAGAUAUAUCCAGUACCAUCUGGGGCCACUUGGAUUUCCGACUGCCUCCUCUGUAUGCAGCUUUUGUGAAUGGAGUGGCUGUGCACUCAAUGGAUUUUGAUGACACAUGGCAUCCUGCCACACACCCAUCUGGGGCUGUGCUUCCUGCUGUGAUUGCACUCUCAGAGGCCUUUCCUCAGAAGAAAAAAAUCUCAGGUCUUGAUCUGCUCUUAGCUUUCAAUGUGGGAAUCGAAGUGCAAGGCCGGCUGCUGCGCUUCUCCAGCGAAGCCAGGAAUAUCCCAAAAAGGUUUCACCCACCGACUGUGGUUGGUACAAUGGGGAGUGCAGCAGCUUGUGCUAAACUGCUAGCUCUUGACCAGCUGCAAUGUAAAAAUGCCCUGGCUAUCGCUGCCUCCUAUGCAGGUGCCCCACUGGCUAAUGCAGCAACCCAAACGAAGCCCCUCCACGUUGGCAAUGCUGCCAAGCAUGGACUGGAAGCAGCUUGCUUAGCAUCACAGGGCCUUCAAGGAAACAAGCAGAUCUUGGACAUGGAGUCGGGGAUAGGUGCCUUUUAUACAGAUUACAACCCACAGACUCUGCCAACCUUGCAGUCCUAUCCCUGGCUGUUGGACCAGCAAGAUGUCGCCAUCAAACACUUUCCUGCUCACCUUGGAACACACUGGGUGGCUGAUGCAGCAUCUUCUGUUAGGAGGAAGCUUGUGGAGAGCAACAACUUGCUCCCCCUUGAUAAAAUUGAGAAAGUCAUUCUCAGAGUCCCAGAGGUCAAAUAUGUGAACAGACCCAGCCCUACCUCAGAGCAUGAAGCUCGACACUCCUUCCAGUUUGUUGCAUGCUCUGCUUUGCUGGACGGCAGCAUGUCGGUCCAGUCCUUCACUACUGAGAACAUUCACCGUCCAGCCUUGCGGGAGCUCCUCUGCAAGACACAGCUGGAGCACCCUCCUGACAACACACCUAGCUUUGAGAGUCUUUACUGUGAAGUGAGUGUCAUGCUUCAGGAUGCCAACAUGAUCAGCGACCGCUGUGAUACAUUCUAUGGGCACUGGAGGAAACCUCUGAAAAAGGAGGACUUGGAGAAAAAAUUUCAAUCCAAUGCCUCCAGCAUCCUGCCUGCAGAAGCCACGGAAGGCAUUAUAGAGACAGUGUACAAUCUGGAAAAAGUAGAGGACUGUUCUGUGUUAAGUACAUUUUUAUCAGGACAGUCAGCUAGAGCUCUUUCGGAGAAGCUGAGCUUCCUUUGAAUGCUUGAGCCAACAGCAAGACAACGUUCACAAAGCAGACACAAAAUUCAGGGCAAACUCUUUUUUAGUGACUCAAGCACUUUUGAACAGGACUCGUGUAACCCAAGAGCCACACUCAGUCAAAUACUGUGGAGUUUGAGAAAGUAAAUAAUUUAGUGAUUACAUGCACAGCUCAGGCUGAAUAGAAGAUCCUCUGCUGGCAUGAUCGGUGGCACUUCAAGUAUCUUUAUACCUCUAGAGGCAGAGCACUCCUUGUGCAUGACACAAAAACAUCCCCGCUCCUCUGCCAAAAACGUCUGUAUGUUUUGCUUCUGCUAAAUAAUUCCAUAAAGGAAUUUCCAGAGGAGUAUAGAAAUGCUGUGUCUGUGAGAAACACGCCUGCGAGAAGGACAGAGAAUAAAAGCCUUUACGUAUUUAUUUCUGUAGAUUUCGCUCUAAAGCCUCCUUGAAGAAGCCAUCAGUUACGUCUGAACUUUGAUGUUUGUGCUAAAAUAAACAUGGCACACAUAGAAAGUAGUGGCACUCAAUGCUCUGCAAUGUCAGGAGUCGCACUGAUGAGGUAAAAGUUAGUGCCUUUCCUGAUCAUGCAGGCUGCUGAGCAAGAGGCACAACUCAACGCUCCUCAUCGUAAGCGCGUUGUUUCCCAGUCCCCUCUUUUGCCUGCUCUGUGGUACAGGUUUGUUGCUGCUGUAUUCCCACUCCAGGCCUUCGCUCAACAAGACACGAUUAGCACUAGUGGUGACAGGUUUAGAUUACUUCAGGCACUGCAAAGCAUGGACUGCAGUACACUUGUUGUGAGUAGUGACAGAGAUCUUUUAUCGCUUCUUAUGCUGAGACAAUUAAGUGUCCACAGUGACUCUCAGCUUACCUUGAUAACGAAUUCUGGGAAUUUCUAGUUUCUUCAGGAGUACAAAACCUUGCCGGAUUGUGCUUAUUAGAGAGGCUGGCCACCUUUGUUCACAUUUGUGAGAUCAAAGCACGUGUUCUAGAAUAUGUAAAGUGUACCUUCCUUAGGGCACUAAACUAUGCAUGAAAAAAAAUCACAAAAUAAAGCUGGUUCAUUUUACCAA